This is a messenger RNA of Rana temporaria (common frog), 1324 nucleotides long. RefSeq names its product FAM3 metabolism regulating signaling molecule B (gene FAM3B). Lineage: Eukaryota; Metazoa; Chordata; Amphibia; Anura; Ranidae. The transcript is spliced from 8 exons. The record is from RefSeq and is a predicted model, not a curated record. The coding region runs from base 116 to 826 and encodes 236 amino acids.
AAAGUGGAUAGACCAGUUCGGUCAGGGCGUGGAAAGAGAAACUAGAGAACCAUCUGGUGAGCAUGCGCAGUUCAGCUCAGAGAAGUUUCAGUCUCCGCUGCGGCAGCAACCAACCAUGUUGAACUUCAGGUUCCUGUCUGCAAAUUCGGUGAAGGUGGUGGGAUUAAUAUUUGCCUCCAUGUUUGCCUGGUACUUGGGCUAUUUCUUUGCCGAAAUACUACCUGAAGACUCCAUACAGACUGCCAUCGGAAGCGUGCAACGGCUGGGAGAAAAACCUGUCAUCAAAGCCCCGCUGCCGGUGAAACAGAAGUGUGCCGUGUGGAGGAAAUGCCAACCAACCGAGGUCGUGUACAGUAUACGAAGUGCUGGCGCCAAGCACAUCUUACCCGUGAUAUGUCUGGAAGAUGAGAUAUUACUAGGCGGGCCUAAGGAGACCGGGAGCAGAGGGUUCAACUUCGUCAUCAUCAACCCUAACACCCUGAAAGUCAUCGACACCAAGACAUUUGACAUGUACGAAGGAGAUUUCACCGGACAGAUGGUCGAGUUUAUGAACAAGAUCCCUGAUAAGUCCAUUGUCAUGGUGGCCAGCUAUGAUGACGUAAAUACCAAGUUAAACGAUGCUGCGAAGAAAGCAUUUGAAGACCUCGGCAGUAAAGAAAUCCGUAACUUAAAAUUCCGAUCCGGGUUUGUUUACUUGGCUAUUAAAGGUGGCAGCCUUCCUGUGGAAGCUGAAAAAGAAAAGAUCAUCCACUCGGACAAUUCCAAGAACAGAUACAGCGGCUGGCCGGCAGAAAUCCAAAUCGAUGGUUGUUUACCGAGACAAUAAACUGCAAUUCUUGUACAUUUCUGUAUAUUUUAAGUUAAAAAAAGAAAAGAAAAGAAGACCGCAAAAUAGACAAAGGGAUGACAUUUUAAUUCACAUUUCCAAAUCCGAGGAGAAACGUGUGGAAGAAUGGGAUUAAAUCUACAAUAAUCAGGAAAUUCUUAAUGAAGCCGUAUCCAAAAAAUACUGUUAUUUUUUUUUAUUAUUAUACUGGGAAUCUGGGAACUUUUUUUUUCUUUUUUUUCUUUUAGACCUGUGUACAGUAGAAUUUAUUUGUAUAUUUGGUGAAAGUGUAUUUUACUACUGACUGUAGAUAUUAAUAUAAAUGAACUACUAAGAUUCUUGAAUGAAUAGUCAACAGGUUGCCUUACCCAGAAUCCUUUGCACAAAGUUGGGUUCAUUGUAUACACUGGAAAUCUAAAGCAUUUGAUCACUUUAUCCACUUGCUGGCAGGUUGUUUUUGCCGUGGUAUUCUGGAGUGGCGUUUAAAAAAAAAAAAAA